Molecule: messenger RNA, 8927 nt
Organism: Paramuricea clavata
Lineage: Eukaryota; Metazoa; Cnidaria; Anthozoa; Malacalcyonacea; Plexauridae
Source: the annotation of a GenBank genome assembly
CGUUCAUCCAAGAUGGCGGAAAAUGGCGUCGAAGAAGAAGAAAAUAUGACUUCAGAAAAUGAUCUUCCCCCUGGCUGGGAAACUCGUUUUAUGACUGAUGGACGGAUAUAUUACAUCGAGUAAGUAUGGUGUAUUUUCUCUGCCGUUACGUACAUGUGUAUGUGCUGUUUAUGUCCACAAUAAAGUGUCAGAAGUGUACACUGUAGUCUGUAGACGUUUUGAGAAUUGAGGUCCAAAGUUAUAGAGUUGUAAAUUCUAACAUUCAUACAUCGUUCUUUCGCAGCCAUAAUACAAAACGAACCCAGUGGGAACAUCCUAAGAAUGGCAUAGUUACACGCAUCGAAGGAGGUACGAUAUUGUUGAGUUUAAACCAAUUUGGAAGCUGGUCAACUCGACCCACUGACCAACUCGGCCCAUACCAUCUUGGCCCAAUUGUUUACUACUGUUUGACAUAUUAGGAAAGCUGAUAUUUUACAAACCAAACCAAUACAGCCAUUUGCAGUUGCAUUGGGCGUACAGAUGAAUAAAGUUUGAGAACAUCCAGUUUGACUUAAUUUAAUUAACGAAGUGGCUAUUCGUACUGGAAUAUGGCACCCGAUUCUUACAUUACGUAAAGUGGCAAUAUAAAAUAGUUUUUUGCAACAGUUUUUAGCGAGCUUGCUGCUAGCGCAAUCGGCAAAGGCGUUGCGUGCGUGCAAAGUGAAACGAGGUCGGGUCCGGGUUUAGUUUUUGCCGUCGGUUUUCUGUUGACUUAAAAUAUUUUUACUUUUUUCCCUCCCACUUUUUAAAAUAUUUAUUUUACUUAAAAUAUUUUUACUUUUUUCCCCCCCACUUUUUUAACUCUCAAAUAGUUUAUUAGACCUUUUAUUGGUUAGGGUUAGAGAAGGGGUUGGGGUCAGGUUUAUCUUAAAUAUUAUGACUGCAGUACGAAUAGCAAAUCAAACUCGGCGUACUGUUCCAGUACGAAUAGCCACGGCGUUUAAUUAAAGAAUCUAUCGAAGUUUCAAAUUCUCGAUCUGUCUGUUUUGAUACUAAAUUACUACUAAUCAUUCAAAUCUCUCUCAAAAUUUGCAAAGAUAGAAUGCAGUCAUGGCUCCUGUCAUGCAGACAUGGCAGUUUUUUAUGCACCUAUCAAUGUUAAGCCCCAGAGGGGGGUGGGGUUGGGCAUAGGUGGGGCAUUUGAUUUUUUGAGCAAAUUUUCAAUCAAAUGCCCCACCGUCAGGCAAUAAAUAUUGGUCAAAUGCCCCACCAUUUUGCAAUAAAUACUAUAUUAAUAAACGUCAUUCGGUUCAAAUUGCCCCAACUCGGGGCCAAAAUGCUAUUCAAAAUCCCCAGGGUGGGGAUGCAAUUGAUGAUCAAAUACCCCACAUAAGCCUGAACCCCCUCCUCUGAGGGUUAACAUUGAUAGGUGCAUUAGUGGUUAGAUUAGUCAGUUUACGAGCGGGCAGAGUUGUUCCUUGAACGGUGGGCCGAGUUGGUUAGUGGGCCGAGUUGACUGUAAAGUAUAAACAAAACAGUUUGAUAAAAAAUGAAAUACUGAAUUAUUGCUUGGUUUUCAGAACUACCUUUUGGUUGGCAUAAAGAACAAGAUGAAGAUGGCCAGGACUACUAUGUGGAGUAAGUGAAACUUUUUCCUUGGUUUAUAAAUACGCCAAAACCAUUUCCUUGUCCCAAUUAUGGGAAUACUUGUUACCGUGGGGUUGUUGGUGGGUCCUCCUUUGACCUUUGCAUUUAACCAAAAUCUAGUCUACACAGUGUUUAUCAAAUUAAUUUAGCUUUUCUUUAUUUUUACUGUUAGCUCAGUAAAAGGUAAAACAACAUAUAUAGAUCCUCGUGUGGCAUUGACAACCAAGCCAAAAGUUAAAGGCAAGGUUAAAGUGGACACAUUCAAGACGGCAAUGGAUAUUUUGAAAGAUAAGAAUUUGGCGGGAAAAGUUGUGAUAAUUACUGGGGCAAACAGUGGUAUAGGUAAGUUCAAUGUUUGUGUGUUUUAUGUGGUGACACUUGAUGCCAUCAUAUGCUAAUGCCUAUCAACCUUUUGACCUACCUGUACACCCUUAGCCUUCACACACAUACAUCCUACUUAACCCAUUGAGCCGCAAUGCGCCCUACUUAUUUUUUCACUUGUCUGACACCAGAUGAUUUUACUUGUCAAGGGGGAAGCUCUGCAGCAUAAUGGGUUAACUAAAAAAUCUGACAAUGUCUCUAGUUAACCCAUUGAGCUGCAAUGAGCUGCAGUGUGCCCUACUUAUUUUUUUUACUUGUCUAAUGCCAGAUUAUUUUACACAUCGAGGGGGCAGCUCUGCAGCUUAAUGGGUUAAUUGUCAAUUUAUUUUCAUUUGAAGGAUUUGAAACAACAAAAGCAAUGUCUCUUUAUGGUGCUCAUGUUAUCAUGGCUUGUCGGGAUAUCCGUAAAGGAAACAUGGCUGCCGAGAAAAUACGAGAUAUUCGCAAGACUCUAAUUCCUAAACUGAAUGUUUUAAGACUUGAUCUUGCAUCCCUUGAAAGUAUUGAAAAUUUUGCAGAACAAUUCAAAGCUAUGAAACUGUAAGUAAAAAUAAUUUAAAUUAGUUAAAUGAAUAUAGUUCAUAUGUACAUUGGAUCCCCAUUUUGAGGUACUCUGUCUAAUGCAAACAAUUUUACGUAUCAAGGAGAGAGUGCUGGUGCUCAAUGAUUUCAUUAAUACCCUUUACAUAACACUUCUUUAUUUACUGCCAUCCACAUCAUUGUUUUCUAUAUCAUUCAGUCACUCUUUGUUUUGACAUAUUUUGUAACAAUGGCAUAUUAUUAACUGGAUGUUUCUUCAAAUUUUAGACCACUACAUAUUCUCAUCUGCAAUGCUGCAGUUUUAUCACCAUCAUGGCAACAAACCAAAGACAAUAUUGAACUAACUUUUGGUGUCAACCAUGUUGGUCAUCAUUACCUCGUUAAAUUGUUACAAGAUUGUUUGAUCAAGUCUGCACCAGCCCGAGUGGUUGUCACCAGCUCUGAAUCACACAGGUAAUGAACUGAUGAUAUUCCUACUAAGGGCCUGUCUGUAUGGAAGCUGGGCUGGCCCGCUAAGCGAGAUAGCCCGGUAAGCGAGAUCUCGCUGACAUGUGUAGUUAUUUUUAUAAUAAAAAUUAUUGUGCAUUUAUGUACAAGCGGGCUGGCCUGGUUGCCAAGAUCUCUCUUGAAAGAGGCAAGAUCACACUUACCAGGAUGGAAAUUACUCCAUAUAAAUACUCGCUAGCCCGGUUGUCGGGAUGAAAGUUCAAAGAUACUGCCACAAGCUGUCAAAACCACAAAAUUGUCCCUGCAAGGGGGAUGAAAAUUUCUCAUAUACAAGUACUGUACAAGCAAGAGAAAUUAUUCCACUUAUCAGGCUGUCUCGCUAAGUGGCUUCCAUAUAAACAGGCCCUUAAGAACUAUCAUACAGCAGACUGUGAUCAACCUGCAGUUCUCAGAAUAUGUCUUUCAGUAUGUAGUACUUACAGUAGUCUUGCUGCAAAUGUAGUAUUUCCUGCAAAUCAAUUAACCUUUCUCACGCCGCCAUUUUUGGGUGACAUUUAUUCAGCCAAAGUCUGCGAGAUAAGUCCACAUAACAGCGACUUUUUAUAAUUUUUUGGACGAAUGAUGGUAAAUUUGCUCUGUUAAUGGUUAGUUUAUUUUGAAACAUUGCUUUUCUUACUUGUCUGUAUUGGUUAACAAGAAUUAGAUGGCACCCAAAAAUGGCAGAUAUUCGUCAUCGUGAGAAAGGCUAAUAAAAUUAAGAGAUGCGCAAUUAUAGGAACGUUUCUGAAGUUGACCAAGAUCAGCUGUCCUGUAACAGCAGGUGCGCCAAGAAUUGCAUCGGGGGGAGGCACUUUGCCACGGCCCUGCAUACUGUAACGCUUGCUGAAUAGCACACAAUGAAAAAGUCAGAGCUUUUCAUUUGCAUGGAAAUUUUUGUUAUAUGUGUCCCACUUCCCAUAUAAAUGAUAUGAUGAUAUCAUCUCUAUUUUUAGAUUCCCAAAUUUCAACUACACAGAAGAGCUUGACAUAAAAAAGCUACCCUUACAAAAAUCAGAUUAUUGGUCAAUCCUGGCCUAUAAUCAAUCUAAACUGAGUAAUAUCCUGUUUUCCAUGGAGCUAAACCGUCGCCUCGCCCCACAGGGGGUAACCUCAAAUGCUGUCCAUCCCGGAAACAUGAUCUAUACAUCACUGGCUAAAAAUUCUUGGUUGUACUGGAUGAUGUAUUUUUUGUGCCGUCCAUUCUCUAAAUCACCGGUAUGUAACUUUUCAGUUUUGUACUUUAUUAGGGGUUAUUUAGUUAUUAUUAUUAAGGGUUAAAACCCUUAGCUAAAUACUUUUUAACUAUUAAAUUAAGCAACUUUUUUUAAAGUAAUGUUUUAAAAAAGUUGAGUAAUUUAAUAUUGAAUAACUUUAGUAAAGGGUUAAUUUUGAGUAACUUUUGGCAAUACACCUUGAUGCAUCCUACUUUAUUAUUUUAUUCUGUCUAAUGCCAGACAAUUUUACUUAUGGGCACUGUGUGGCACUCAAUUGGUUAAUAUAUUCUUUUUGAUAACCAAAUCUUAACAGUUUCUUUUGUUUGAAAAUCACUAAUUAUUUUUAUUAAAGCUGCAUGCAAACCUACAUAGUAUAGAUGGAUUUUCAGAUUUUGGUUUGGGGGAGGUGAUUUGGGUUGGGGUGAAAGUUUUUGGUUUUAUUUAAUUAAAAAAAUUAUUGUUUUAAGUGUUGCUUUGUUCAAAACGCUUCUUUCAAUCACGCUACUGUCAUUUAACCCAACAAGUAUUAAAAAUCUGGGCACAGGUGUGCAAAUUUCUCUGUGUGGGUGGGAAAACUUUCUCAAGCGGUGCAAAAUAUAUUUGGGGGUGUGCAACCCCCUUCGUUAGCCAGAAAAUCCGUCUAUGCUACAUAGUAUAGCUCAUACAGUAUACAAAAUAUUGCAGCUACAAUAUUUCAUUUCUUCACUGAUGUAGGCGCAAGGUGCUGCAGUUGUGACUUACUGUGCUACAUCACGAGAACUGGACAAUUCAGGAGGGUACUACUUUAAUAAUUUUUAUGCAAUCGAACCUUCAAAGGAAGCCAUGAACGCGGAAACAGCCCAAGAACUCUGGAAACUCACAGACUAUCUGAUAAGUGAUAGGCAGAAACUAUACAGGUAUCAUAUUUACUGAAUUAAUUUCAAUUUUGUUAUAUUUAUUUCUUAUGUUUUUUAAAAAAACAUAGGUGUGGGGGCGAGGGAGAAAGAAAUUUGCCUGACAUUCUUUAUUUUGCACCAUUAUAACAAGUACGCGAUGCAUGCAUGUAUCUGAAAAAAAACUUGAUUUACAUUUUCAUCACUUAUUAUAAUAAAUAUAAUAGCAAAUAAAAUUUUAAGGUCAAACAUAAUACAAAUUUAACAGGGCUGUACUCAGCAUGGAGGGCAGCAGGGGCAAUUCCCCCCCCCCCCUCCCCUCCCGCCGAAAAAUUUUAACUAAUUUUAUAAUGUGAUUAUGAUUGUAACAGAUAAUUAUGCAGUAAGGAAAUAAAAAUUUCGUAUUUAUUCGAAGUGUCCGACUGUCUGUACACUGUCACUUGUCAAUCCAUACUCAUCAAAUUUUCAAAACUUUAUUGUGAUCAUAUGAAGCAAAAGUUCUGUCGCUUGUUGUUUACACUUGCCAAUGUUGACUGUUGAGUAACAUACACAAAUUAUUCAAGAACAUGCAUUACUGUAGCAACGUCAAUGAGUCAAAUCAUAUAUCCAAGACCACUGAAUAGUAAAGAAUGUUUUAUGUUUUGAAAGUCGUGAGUAUAAUAGUAUAUAAUUCAAUUCCAAUCUUGUGUCAGUUAAUGAUAUACCACAGUUUAACACAACAUAUCGAAACAAAAACAAUUUGUGUUGUGGGAGAGUCGUCGGUUUGAGUAGAACUAGAAGGUAUCACAAGUUUAGUUGUGUACAUUGUGUGCCAUUGAUCUGAUCCAUCCAUAUAAUAUAUGAUUAUUGUAGCUGUUAAGUUUUUUUUCCAUACUAUGAAUGAAUUUAGGUACGAUUGUCUUGAUUGCACUUGAAGAAAGUGGAAAAAGUGGGUAAAAUGAACGAAAAGUAAAGGCUAUAGCCUUACUUUUAAGCCAUUUUUGUUUCUUUUUCAAAAAUGAAAAAAGUGGCUUAAAAUAGACGAAAAUUUAUGUGAUUACCCUAAUACUUUUAAGACUUGCUUUUGCCCCUUUUUCAAGAAUAAAAAAGCAUGUUUUUUUUCUGUGUUGGUGCAAUGUACUCAGGUGAAUAUUACGCUUGUGAUGUUACUCUGAGUGAAAUAUCAGUGCCCACGGUGGGCCAGGCAUAUUUUUCAAGCUUGUGGUGUGGAUAUUCAGGGACCACAGCAGCCUCGUCUCUAGGCCUCUUAAUACGCAGUCUUAUGUGGGAUAAUAUAAAAGGUGUGCACAAAGGACUAGGGACUAAUCUGUGACCAUAGUUAUUACAAAAGUCAAAAGUCACCGAACUGUGGAAUCGCAUCAAAAAUUCGUAUAUUGGCCACUCCCACCAACGUCUUCGACCGCACCUACAUAUAUUUUUGCAUGUUUACAAUUCUAAUUUUGAACAGCCAAUCGGGUUCUUGGUAACAAUUACAAUUAAACGUGGAUUGGCUGUUUAAAAUUAGAAUCGUAAAGAUGCAAAAAUAUGUAGGCGCGGUCGUAGACGUUUGUGGGAGUGGUCGAUAUACCACUUUUUGAUGCGAUUCCACAGUCUCCACAGUUCGGUGACUUUCGUAAUAUAUCUUUUAAAAAUCAAAAAUUGCCUCAACCUACUCCAACCUUUCUGAAAAUUGUGGAGAACCAUUUUUGUCAUCAAAACAAUUACUUUCCACGUUUAGACGGCGUAUUUUGGAAAAUUUUCCUGAUUGGUUUCCUUUUAUCCGAGUAUCGUGCUAAAUGAAGUAAAAUUGAACUAAAGAUUAAUUAUGACUUAAUUAUGACCUCUUUUAUGACUUAAUUCUUAAAGAUAGCUCAGACUCCCCCCAGGGUGCCCGCCUCAGACUUCAGUUGGUAUCAAAAUAUCGCUGUAUUCACUUUAAUAAAUUUGACAAGAAAUAAAAUAUCACUGCAUGAAAUUAACAAGAAAUAAAAUAAUAUCUCACUGUAAAAAAUAAAUUUGAAAAGUGAAUUGAAGUAAUACAAUUGAAUUUACACCAAGUACCGCCGAGCUUGCUGACAAAUUUGGCUGUAUGGUGUAAAUUUUUAUAGUUUAUUUAUAGUUCAAUCGGUUGUGCAUCUAUGGUUGUGCACAGUGAUUGUGCACCUAUGGUAUAUGGCCACUGAGCUGUAUAAUAACCUGUAAUAUAGUAUAGCUCAGUGUAUAUGGCCAGUGAUACGCCCCCCCCUGUCAUUCUAAAAUAGCUCGGAAUUUGUCGACUUGCAUCGUACAGUCCAGAGAUCCCGAAGAAGUGCCGGGCUUUUCCGAAUUUUAAUUUUUUUACCGCGUGGUGAAGAAUGGAGAAACAAGUAAAAAUUAAAAUGGAGGACAUUUUUUUAUCAAAUUUUAUACCUUUAUUGGAAGGUAAUAUGCUUUAUUUAAUAUCAAACCUUAUAGUAGAGUACUUAGAUUGCCAAUAUAGAUGGAAAUUUAGGACAUCCAGCCUGAAUUUAAUGCGAUAUUUCGACAUAAAGUUUGUACUUUUGCUUUGCACCUGGUUCGAUUUAUAAUUUCUAUAAGCGAUUGUGGAACUUUGAACCAGUUUUAAUUCAUAAUUAUUGUCGAACAAGUGAGUAAAAUGACUAACUAAGAUCAAGAAUUGUUUGAGAAAAUUUUAUUAAAUGCCAUAUACACGAAUAUUUCAUAGACGAAUACAGUAUUUCAUCAGCUAAUUCAGCUUGUACAUUUCAAUCUUGCGACAAAAUAUUUUAACAAUAUGGUAGAAGUAGCCUUGCUUUAGCAACAUUACAAUGUAUUUGAUUCUUGCUUGCAAAACAAAGUUUGAAGCACAUCUACUCCAAGCUCAAAAAUUUGCAACCGUAGCAUAUUUUCAACAUGGGCUGGCAAGGAUUCAGAGAGUGCUAAAAAAUAAAAAGGACAGUAUUUGUUAAUUUAAAAGCAGAUUAACUUGAUUUAUUAGGACAGCAGAUGCCUGAAGUCAAAAUGAAGUUGAAAAAAAUUCCAAUCAAAUUUUUCCAAUUGGUCAGCAUUUUUCAAAUCUAUUGGGUCGUUCCAGAAAAGAUCUGCACUCCCCCCGCGGAGGAAAUUUCUGCUGUCUGGAGGGGGGAGAUAGACAAAAAUUGUUUCUGAUAAUCAAUGUAUCGCAUGUUUUUAUUGUCCAACAUGGACGUGACUUUCAGACAAUCCUCCCUUAUUCAAUAUUCACUUUAUUUUCUAAUUUCUACUGUGAAAAUCAGAGGAAAUUGAACCUAAAACCUUCAGUUUCAUCUCGGAGACGGGUUUUCCAAAACUUUUAACAACUGAACUGUAUUUUUGAGCCGGUUUUAUUAAGUUCAUGAAAUGUUAAAAUUCCUGCAUGGUCCCAGGGGCCGGGUUCACACUCUUAGUAAAAUUUUCAUCAAUUUUUAUAGAUGUGCAGUGCAAGUUCCAAGAAUGUUGCAAGACUCGUGAUUAUGAAAAAUGGACACAUUCCAAGAUCCUGAAUUAGAGGUAAAUGAUUUUUCUUCUAAUUAUUUCUAACCUUCUCCUUUAUGUCUUGGACUAAUAUAUUAAUUUGUUUCAUGUUCUUAAUAGUGAGUUUUUAAAUUUUCUAGAUGUGUGUUGCAAUUUCAAAGAAUGUCUCAAGAUGUUGGCUGAAGUGUUUUUCAUCACAAAAAUGAACACUGUCAUUGGAAAGUAUAUAAAAGGUCUUAAUAUUUUCAUGUUUUAUCUUACAUGAAAUGUUUUGAACAUUAUAUGAUUGCCUGUGAUCAAUAGUUUCAAAAAUCCAAGCAGAUUAUUGUAAAAAUAGCGUGACCAUGUUACUUAUGAC